CUGGACCAUGAAGUCUCAGCGUGUGCUCACAGCCUCUCACACAGGAGUGGGCUGUGACUCACAGGCAUGUCAUGAGAAUGAGGCCUGGCACCAGUCGCCAGGCCCCAGAGCAGGGGUUGCCUCCCCUCACCCCGGUCCAGGAUGCCCAGUCCCCAUGACACCUCCCACUUCCCACUGUGGCCUGGGUGGGCUCAGGGGCUGCCCUUGACCUGGCCUAGAGCCCUCCCCCAGCUGGUGGUGGAGCUGGCACUCUCUGGGAGGGAGGGGGCUGGGAGGGAAUGAGUGGGAAUGGCAAGAGGCCAGGGUUUGGUGGGAUCAGGUUGAGGCAGGUUUGGUUUCCUUAAAAUGCCAAGUUGGGGGCCAGUGGGGCCCACAUAUAAAUCCUCACCCUGGGAGCCUGGCUGCCUUGCUCUCCUUCCUGGGUCUGUCUCUGCCACCUGGUCUGCCACAGAUCCAUGAUGUGCAGUUCCCUGGAGCAGGCGCUGGCUGUGCUGGUCACUACCUUCCACAAGUACUCCUGCCAAGAGGGCGACAAGUUCAAGCUGAGUAAGGGGGAAAUGAAGGAACUUCUGCACAAGGAGCUGCCCAGCUUUGUGGGGGAGAAAGUGGAUGAGGAGGGGCUGAAGAAGCUGAUGGGCAACCUGGAUGAGAACAGUGACCAGCAGGUGGACUUCCAGGAGUAUGCUGUUUUCCUGGCGCUCAUCACUGUCAUGUGCAAUGACUUCUUCCAGGGCUGCCCAAACCGACCCUGAAGCAGAACUCUUGACUCCCUGCCAUGGAUCUCUUGGGCCCAGGACUCUCAAUGCCUUUGAGUUUUGUAUUCAAUAAACUUUUUUUGUCUGUUGAUAAUA
This is a messenger RNA of Gorilla gorilla gorilla (western lowland gorilla), 851 nucleotides long. It is a transcript of the gene S100A2, whose product is annotated as S100 calcium binding protein A2. Bases 456 to 752 code for a protein of 98 amino acids. Gene Ontology annotation, biological process: endothelial cell migration. The record is from RefSeq and is a predicted model, not a curated record. NCBI's taxonomy places the organism in Eukaryota, Metazoa, Chordata, Mammalia, Primates, Hominidae. The transcript has 3 exons. Gene Ontology annotation, molecular function: calcium ion binding; calcium-dependent protein binding; transition metal ion binding.